Lemur catta (Ring-tailed lemur) is the source of this 431-nucleotide messenger RNA. RefSeq names its product ATP synthase subunit g, mitochondrial-like. Gene Ontology annotation, biological process: proton motive force-driven ATP synthesis. The transcript has a single exon. Gene Ontology annotation, molecular function: proton transmembrane transporter activity. Bases 45 to 356 code for a protein of 103 amino acids. NCBI's taxonomy places the organism in Eukaryota, Metazoa, Chordata, Mammalia, Primates, Lemuridae. The record is from RefSeq and is a predicted model, not a curated record.
AUUCAGCCGGCCUUUCGGGGCAAUGGACUUUCCAUCCUAGCACCAUGGCUCAAUUUGUCCGUAACCUCGUGGAGAAGGCCCCGGCGCUGGUGAAUGCUGCUGUGACUUAUUCAAAGCCUCGACUGGCCACAUUAUGGUACUACGCCAAGGUUGAGCUGGUUCCUCCAACCCCUGCUGAGAUCCCUAGAGCUUUUCAGAGCCUGAAAAAAGUAGUCAAUAGUGCUCAAACUGGUAGCUUCAAACAGCUUACAGUUAAAGAAACCGUGCUGAAUGGUUUGGUGGCCACUGAGGUGUGGAUGUGGUUUUAUGUCGGAGAGAUCAUAGGCAAGCGUGGCAUCAUUGGCUAUAAUGUUUGAAGACCAAUCUUUAAUAUCUGAUUAUAUUUGGGUAUUCCUGGACCAUGUGUGAUCAGACUGCUAUCUGAAUAAAAU